This is a messenger RNA of Tetrahymena thermophila SB210, 510 nucleotides long. RefSeq names its product kinase domain protein. Lineage: Eukaryota; Ciliophora; Oligohymenophorea; Hymenostomatida; Tetrahymenidae. The transcript has a single exon. The record is from RefSeq and is a predicted model, not a curated record.
AUGAUUAAUUUUGAAACAGCAGAAAGUAUUAAUUAGAAUAUUGUGCAAUUAAUUGAUUCAAUUGAUAUGUUUGUUAUCAAAAACUUUGAAGAUCUCAAAAUUGAUAAUUCAAAAGAAAAGUUAGAAUUGUAUGAAAAAGAUAUUUAAACUAAAGACAAAAAUGAAAUGACAACAAGCUAGUUAAUGGCUAAGCUAAUUAGCAAUAGAUCAAAUUGUUGCUCGCAGGAGUUAACUAAAGAGCUACAAAAAAUAGUGUUCAAGUUAUCAAACAGCAUUGAUAGAGUUGACAUUAAAAACCUUUUAAAUGAAGAUUUGUUGGAAUUGGAAUUUGAUAAGAUGAAUGAUGAAUAAUUUGAUUUAAUUAAGGACUUGUCUAGAUACUUCAUUACAGUAAUAUUUGUAUAUUAAUUUUAUGUACUUCAUAUCAAUCAAUCUUUAAUAACUUCAUAAUUACCACCCCAAAAUAAAUUUUAAAUUUUCAACCUUAAAAGAUUAUAUUAUGAAUUAUGA